GACGAAACCGGAGAGGAGAAUGACUUCCCCGAAUUUACCACCGCCGAGCCCUCUCAAUCUCCCUGAACCAGAACGGGGGGCACUCGCUUCACCGAGACUCGGACGACCCCCGUCUCCUCUCCGGAAUGGUUUCACCGCGGACGAAAGUUUCUCGGACGAUGAAGAAGAAGACAAUGAUAGGACCUGGGGCCGCUCGUCGCGUCGCUCGCACUCGCCAACACCGUCCAUCACCAAGUUCGCCGCGAAUUUCGCGCAGCGGGUCAAUUCCUUCGUUAACAACAUGAAUCCCCGGUCACCUAACAUGCUUCCCAGCGAAGCUGAACUUGAAGCUGAAGCAGAACGGGAACGCGAGAGGAGCCGCCGCGAGGCUGAACGGAUUCUCAUUCAGGAAGCGGAGGAGAGGAGGCUCGUCGAAGACCGCGUCCUGGCUAUGCUGCAGAAUCAGCGUGCUUCACCCGUGCCCUCUCCCAGCCGUUCCCAGUCUUUGCCUACUCCGCCUUCUCCGUCGACAUCCAGUAAGGAAGGUGGGUCUAAUUGGUGGGCAGCUGCUAAGAACAAGUUGACUCCCACCAAAGAGUCGCUUACGCCGGCCCAGCAACUCGUGAAGGAAACUAAAGCACGCGAGAAGGAGGAGAAGGCUAAGGAGAAGGAACGCCGCAAGAGUCAAGACUGGCCUUCUAACAGCCAGACUAAGUAUGCUGAUCCUUCGUUUCGGAAUCUGGUCCAUCCGACUACUCCUCUCCAGCCGCCUAGACCAUUAUCAGCUGCCCCUAGUACACCGCCCAGUUUGGCCGCAUCACCUAUGCGCACAUCUGAAGGAAGGGAUUCACCGCAUAAAGAGGCGCCUCCUUUGUAUGCGCAGUUCGACUCGCAGGGAGCACUUGAUGUUCAAGGAACAUUACUCGUCAUUGCCAAACGUUUUGAGAAACUAGAAAGGUGGACAGUUGGCCAUGUCCGUGCCCUCGAAGAACGGAUGGGUGAUGUCGAGAAGUGGCUUGUAGACAAGGAGAAGGAGAGGGAAGAAAAGGAGGCUUCGUCGACAUCUGCGCCUGCUGACCAUCCCGAGCCGCGCGCUGAACCUGAUUCUGCUGAGCUCUCGGAACUACGGGAAGAACUUGCGGAAGUGCAAGGCCGCAUCGGCGAGCUCGGACGCGAAAUCGCCAAGCUUGCUACCGCUCCCGCCAAUCUUUCUUCAGUCGCCUCUCGCAACUCCACAUCUUCCAUGGCACGGGCGCCUUCAGCCAGCUCCUCAUACGCAGUCCGUCAUCUACAAACUCCGUCAAGAGGCCGAGAGUCCACCAGUCCUCCCGUCAGCGGGCAGUCGGCCUCCCGGACGCGGCUGCCUUACCCAACGGGUGAUUACGCCAGCCCGCCGGAUUCCGGGCUCCUCAGCCAGGGUAUAUUUUCUCCGGCAAGCUCUCCGCCGGCGUCGCUGAGCUCGAACACGCGAGCACAGACGGUCACGAUAUCCGGCCUGCCUAUGUCGGCUGAGAUUCAGAACACUUCUACGACAGGUUUGCCUAGGUCUACGUCUCCGAUGGACCUUACUAACAGUCCCGGCGCGGAUCCUCUACCGGCCCCACGCAUGCCGGCUGCGAGGUCCUCCAGUGUGAGCCCUACCCCAAGGAAGAGGUACACGGUUGCAUUGGGCGAGCCGGUCGUCUCCCGUUCGGACGCUGAGAGACCGUCGACGCCCGCUCAGCAAACGGGCACUGCGUAUUUCUCAUCGGCUGUUGUGGACACGCCCACGAGCACGGACGAGGAGGAGGAAGAAGAAGAAGACGAUGACGGGUUCCACGACGAGACCAUCGGCAAGUCCGCACGGUUCUCGCUCAACUCGAAGCUCAAGGGCGGGUCGCCGUCGCCCAGCAAUCCGCGGUUACGCGCGCAGUCCACGUACGGGCUGUCGUCCAUCGCAGCUGCCUCGCCAAACACCCCGCUGCACUCACGCAUGCGCUCGCGCUCGACGGACAUGCGGUUCGGGCUGGGGAUCAGCAUGGACGGGUCGGCGAAGUUCGUCGACCCUCUGGUGAUUAGGAAGCAGGAGAAGGAGGCGACGUCGAAGGUUGUCCCGCCCAAGGUGACCGCGGGGAAGAAGGUCCCUGUGCGCGAGCUUGCGGCGUUUUUCGACGGGGAGAAGCGGUGAUGACGGAGGUUAUUGGUGAAGCCUCGCUCACGUUUGAUUAUAGCUAUGACACUCUUCGUUCUUGCAGUACCCCAUGGCCAAGUUUUGGUCUUACCUCGUAUACCACAUAGUAGCUACCCUUUGAUCAUGAUGCUUCUUUUACUAAUCAGUAUUGAAUGCUUUUGUUGCACGCCCAUCUCAUGUUUUGAUGCCCGUCUGUAUCAGAUAUACCGUUCUGAGCUUGCCUACCAUCAUUUGCGCAUUUUUUGGAGACUGUCCCGUCUGCUGUAUACC
Molecule: messenger RNA, 2419 nt
Organism: Gloeophyllum trabeum ATCC 11539
Lineage: Eukaryota; Fungi; Basidiomycota; Agaricomycetes; Gloeophyllales; Gloeophyllaceae
Exons: 2
Coding region: 20-2146 (708 amino acids)
Source: RefSeq, a predicted model, not a curated record